AUGGCCUCUAUACCAUCCCAGGCAAAGUCAAAGCAGCUCCGUGCUUGUUUGCUAUGUUCAAUUGUUCAGCAUCCAAUGGAUUUCAGAAAAAAUGGCUGUCCAAAUUGUGAAGAACUGAUGCAGAUGAAAGGCUCCCCCGACCGAAUAGGUGUCUGCACAACUACAUACUUCGACGGAAUCAUUGCUGUCAUUGAUCCAGAGUCGAGUUGGGUGGCGCGGUGGCAGAGAACAUCAAAAUAUGUCCGAGGUAUGUACGCUGCCCGCGUCAAGGGACGCAUUCCAGAAGAUGUCGAGGCAGAGCUCGAGAGUCGCGGUAUAAAGUACCGUCCACGAGACCAGACGGACCAAGAUUGA
This is a messenger RNA of Serpula lacrymans var. lacrymans S7.9, 354 nucleotides long. RefSeq lists its product as uncharacterized. Gene Ontology annotation, molecular function: RNA polymerase II complex binding; zinc ion binding. Gene Ontology annotation, cellular component: nucleus; DSIF complex. Bases 1 to 354 code for a protein of 117 amino acids. The record is from RefSeq and is a predicted model, not a curated record. Gene Ontology annotation, biological process: mRNA processing; regulation of transcription elongation by RNA polymerase II; positive regulation of DNA-templated transcription, elongation. The transcript has 3 exons. NCBI's taxonomy places the organism in Eukaryota, Fungi, Basidiomycota, Agaricomycetes, Boletales, Serpulaceae.